CCCCCCCCCCCUCUCUCUCCUCCGAAAUUCUCUUCAAAUUCGCGUCGAAUUACUCUAAUUUUCAGAAGCGAAAUUCUUUCAAAAGCUCGAACAUCAAAAUUGCUUUCUGUUCAAGAUGCGGCUUGCACGUUGUCAAUAGAUAAAAUAAUGAGAAACAGUUAGCUUUCGUGGUGUUGCCUGAUGACUUGAUGGAUGAAAAGCAGCAUAUUGCAAUAUUCACGACAGCGAGCCUUCCAUGGAUGACUGGGACUGCUGUCAACCCUUUGUUCCGUGCAGCUUAUCUUGCAAAGGAUGGAGAGAGAAACAUCACUUUGGUGAUUCCUUGGCUAUCUUUGAAGGAUCAAGGGCUAGUUUAUCCAAACAGGAUUACAUUCAGCUCACCUUCAGAGCAAGAAACCUAUGUUCGUUGUUGGCUUGAAGAGAGGACUGGUUUUAUAUCUGGAUUUAAGAUAUGCUUCUACCCUGGGAAGUUUGCAAAAGACAAAGGGAGUAUUCUAGCUGUCGGGGAUAUUACUGAAGUCAUUCCUAAUGAAGAGGCUGACAUUGCCGUCCUCGAGGAGCCCGAACAUCUUACAUGGUUUCAUCAUGGGCAGAGAUGGAAAAAAAAAUUCCGGCAUGUUAUAGGGGUUGUCCAUACGAAUUAUUUGGAGUAUGUGAAGAGAGAGAAAAAUGGACGGCUGAAUGCGUUUUUCUUGAAACGCAUCAACAGCUGGGUUGUUAACAUCUUCUGCCACAAGGUUAUAAGAUUAUCAGCUGCAACACAAGAUCUUCCAAGAUCGAUCAUCUGCAAUGUCCAUGGUGUGAACCCCAAGUUCAUCCAGAUUGGCAAGAGGAAGCAAGAGCAGCAACAGAACGGAGACCAUGCCUUCACCAAGGGUGCCUACUAUAUUGGGAAGAUGGUGUGGAGCAAAGGCUACAGAGAGCUCCUUCAACUUCUCUCAGCCCACCAAAACCAACUAUCCGAUCUCCAAGUGGAUUUGUAUGGGGAUGGUGGAGAUUCGGAUCAAGUCCAGGAAGCUGCUAGAAAAUUGAAACUGGCUGUUAAAGUGUACCCGGGGCGUGAUCAUGCCGAUCCUUUGUUUUAUGAGUACAAAGUGUUCUUGAAUCCAAGCACAACUGAUGUGGUUUGCACAACGACUGCAGAAGCACUGGCCAUGGGAAAAAUCGCUGUUUGCGCCAACCAUCCUUCCAACGAUUUCUUCAAGCAGUUCCCCAACUGCCGCAUGUACAAUCGUGGAGAUGAGUUUGUGAAAGCAACCCGCGCGGCGCUGGCUGAUGAGCCAGCUCCACUGACUGAUGACCAGAGGCAUGAACUGUCGUGGGAGGCUGCCACGGAGAGGUUUGUGCAGGCCGCUGAGCUCGAUCAGGCCUUUAAAGAGAGACCCACUUCAGCAGUGACGUCACGGUUUGCAGCAUUGUCGUUGAGGAUGGCAGACUUGAAGAGGAAAAUGGAAGAUGUGUCAGCAUUUGUUCAUUACACAGCUUCUGGGAUUGAAGCUGCACGGCGUGCUUUUGGUGCAGUCCCGGGGAGCUUGCGCCCAGACGAAGAGCAGUGUAAGGAGCUUGGUCUGGUUUACUCACAGGAGAAGCAUGGUUCGAACCGUUGGCUCAGCCGGAGCUCGUAGCAGGUAAGCUCUUAUUAUGUUUGUUCAUGCAAUUCCAGUCAGAAUGUAUCAUUGUGAGGUGUACAGGUUUGGGAAGUGCAUGGGGCCCGCCUUUUGUUUUUGUGAAGUAGUUCAUCUGAUGGGUUGUAUCUUGGGGUGGGCCAUGCCUCUUGGAUGAUCCUUGCUCUGCAAAUGAACAGUUGAAUCCAAUGAUCCAGUAUGGAGAAAUAUGGAAUUGGUGGGACGAUUGGGAUCAUGUUCUGAGGGAGAAUUUUGGGGCAUUUUCCAUCGUUGAUGCAACCUGAUUGUAAUUAUGGUUGGAUGACCAAAAGUGGGCCCCACGUCUAGUUAAUUGGGCUAAGAUAAUUGCUUAGUUGAACAUUG
This is a messenger RNA of Magnolia sinica, 1988 nucleotides long. RefSeq names its product digalactosyldiacylglycerol synthase 2, chloroplastic-like. The coding region runs from base 189 to 1625 and encodes 478 amino acids. Gene Ontology annotation, molecular function: digalactosyldiacylglycerol synthase activity. Lineage: Eukaryota; Viridiplantae; Streptophyta; Magnoliopsida; Magnoliales; Magnoliaceae. Gene Ontology annotation, cellular component: chloroplast outer membrane. Gene Ontology annotation, biological process: galactolipid biosynthetic process. The transcript has 5 exons. The record is from RefSeq and is a predicted model, not a curated record.